Paraphaeosphaeria sporulosa is the source of this 1716-nucleotide messenger RNA. RefSeq lists its product as uncharacterized. Gene Ontology annotation, cellular component: membrane. The record is from RefSeq and is a predicted model, not a curated record. Gene Ontology annotation, molecular function: monoatomic cation transmembrane transporter activity. Gene Ontology annotation, biological process: monoatomic cation transport; transmembrane transport. The coding region runs from base 1 to 1716 and encodes 571 amino acids. The transcript has 2 exons. Lineage: Eukaryota; Fungi; Ascomycota; Dothideomycetes; Pleosporales; Didymosphaeriaceae.
AUGACUCCCGAAAGCUCGCCGUCCAGCCUCCCGCGAUCCACGAGCCUGUCGCGCCUCGCCGGCGCCAGAGGCUUUCUCCCUCUAGCCGACAACGCGAGCGUCUUGUCGACGCGCAGCGGGCAGCUACAGAGCCUCAUCUCGAGACGUCCUUCCACGUUGCGCAGCUCGCGAUCCGGGAAGGGACGACGCGGGAGCGACUCCAGCGACGACGACUUCGACGAGUUCAGGCACAGCCUCAUCGCCCAGGACCUCGCCUCGGAGCGACGGGCGAGCAUCGGCGCGCACGCCCUGCACACGCCGCAGAUGCGGAGCCAGCGGUUGAUCGGGAACUCGAACCCGCGGUACAAGUGGGAGCGCUACUUCAAGACCGAGGACGAGCUCAAGCAGCACAAAAACAAAAAGGUGCGCAAGUACUACGAGCGCAACAACUACCUCAUUCAAAACUACGACUACAUCGACCGCCUGCUCGACUCGUCGCUCCCGCACCAUCUCAUCCAAGAGUACAGCCAUCUAGAGUCCGGCAAUGUCAACAUCCCAACCACCAUCACCGAGGAGUCGCCCUCGUUCCCUUCCACGCCCGCCGCGCACACCCCCGCGAGCUACAGCGACAACAGCACGAACCCGACCAGCGCGACAACCCAGAACACCCAGAACGGCAGCGCCUCGCAAGUCAAGCUCAAGCGCACGCCCAAGAACCUGUACAAGGUGCCCACGGCCGACGAGCAGACGCCUCUCCUGCGCUCGGACACGCACGAUGAAGAAGAAGACGUCGAGUCCCUCGGCAAGAGCAUGCCCGACUGGGUCCCCCAAGAAGACGAAGACACCGAGUCCCCCAUCGUCAAGGUCGCCCUCUACGUCAAUCUCGCCGCCAACGCCAUCCUGCUUAUCCUCAAAAUCAUCGCCACCGUCAUGACGUCCUCCCUCUCCGUCGUCGCCUCUCUCGUCGACGCAGCGCUGGACUUCCUCUCCACUGCCAUCGUCGGGGUCACCUCCUGGAUCAUCACCCGCCCGCAGGACAAAUACGCGUACCCCGUCGGCCGCCGCCGCCUCGAGCCCAUUGGCGUGCUGGUCUUCAGCGUCAUCAUGAUAACAUCCUUCUUCCAAGUCCUCAUCGAGGCCUUCUCCCGACUAACAGGUGACGACCGCGCCAUCGUCGAGCUCAGCAUUCCCGCCAUCGCCAUCAUGGCGUCCACCGUCAUCGUAAAAGGCGGCUGCUGGCUCUGGUGCCGCCUCAUCCGCAACUCGAGCGUCCAAGCCCUCGCGCAAGACGCAGAGACCGACGUCGUCUUCAACUUCUUCAGCAUCUUGUUUCCGCUGGUAGGCUUCUACGCGAAGAUAUGGUGGCUCGAUCCGCUCGGCGCCGUCCUCCUCUCCCUCUUCGUCAUCAUCAACUGGUCCCGCACGUCCGCCACGCACAUCCGCAAUCUCACAGGCGCGGCCGCGACCGCCGACGAGCGCAACAUCCUGCUGUACCUGACGAUGCGGUUCGCAAAGACGAUCAAGCAGAUCCAGGGCCUGAGCGCGUAUCACGCGGGGGACAAGCUGAAUGUGGAAGUCGAUAUUGUGGUGGAUGAAAGUCUUAGUCUGCGGGAUAGCCAUGAUUUGGGCGAGAGUCUGCAGUACGUGCUUGAAAGUGUGCCCUAUGUCGACCGCGCGUUUGUGCACAUCGAUUACACGGGGUACAAUCUCCCGACGCACAUGUCGCAGCAGGAGUAG